AUGUCUGCUGUCGGAGAAGACCACGAUGGGACUGGUGACACCAUGGAGGGCAUACGAGAAACAAGGCAUAUCGAGAGAGAGUCAAGAAGAAGCUCGAUCCAAACAAACCAACAGUCGACAGUCGAAAAUGUGACAGGCAUCAAUGUUAAUGGCCCCGAACAAGUGGAUGCGGAGCUGUUGAGGCCUCGAGUCAAGGAACGCAUUGAAUCGAGCUUAGGUUCUCUGAAGGCAAUGGAAAACCGUCUUCGAAAUCUCUCUCGAAAAGUUGAAUCAAUCGAAUCAGGAGAUGAGAUAGCCUCGAUCGAAAUGACAAUGCAGCAGCAUCAAGAAGACUACAGUCGUCUCCAGGUGUCACUUGAAACCCUUCGCCCCGACAUUCAGGACGAGAAUGCCGACGGCAGAAGAUUACAAUCACCAGCAACGCGGGGCCGUUCAAGGAGAAGAUCAGGGCAUCCAGGCUCAGGUUCAAUCCGGAGCAGCUCUUCUCAGAGUAGCCGGGGCUCAGUUUCUACGACAGACUCCUAUUACCGGAGUGGAAUUUGUACCCCAAAGCUCAAUUAUGGUCCCUGGCUGGAGAUUGCAAGCGACUCCCGAGGACAUGAGUAUUUUGCAAUCGACAUUCCCUCUAAUGAGCCAACAAGGGUUGAACUCCAAGCCACCAAAGAUUUUCAGCGUCAACAGCAUGAUCUGCAUCGACAAGCUAUUUCUAUCGUACCUGAUCAGGCUCAGCUCCCUGAGAGGAUUCGAGUGAACUCUAAUCGUCUGAUGAGAUUCAUUCUAUCUGCAGCUGAAGAAGGCAUCUCGCGGCCUAUCAACUCAAAGCAAUCGCUACAUAUUCUGCGGCCUUUCAAAGUCCUGCUUACACUCGGGGGCAGGCUUCAAAACCUUAUCAAUAUUCUUGAGAGUGCACGCAAACUACAGCAAGACGCAUCUGAAGAAGAAUAUCUUGCACAGCUCAAUGAUGAUAGCCUCGAGACAGUCUUGGACGAACUUGUGGCAGCGGAUCCGAGUCAUGAUCCUCCUACAGACAUCCGGGAGUUGACAGCCUAUAUUCUAGAUCUCCGAUGUUUGCAAGAUUUUAUGCAAAAGACACUACAACCCCAGGUCGAACGCAUUACCAACAUGACUGAGCCUAUCAGGUUCUCUGAACUUUGGUACAUCUUCCCCGAAGGCUCUUUGAUUAUCUCAAGAGAUCACAGAGUUCUACAGAAGGUCUGGAAGGUCAUGGGACGCGGUGGCGGCCGCUGGUCGCGUUCGCGUCCCGGCUUUGAGAUUCCCCUGACCAACGACUUUAAUCAUUUCUUCAUCGAAUGCUUCUGCCUUGAUUUCAACGGAGACCGGUUUGUUCCAGUUUGGCAGUCUUUCACGAUUCCUGACUUCGAGGGUGUCCAGGAUAUCAUGAACUUGCUAGUUGUCCCAAUCAAAGUGGCCGAGAGAGAUCAGUCGCUUUUUGACCGGGGGGCAGUCCAGGCACGUGGCAAAAAGUUCAUGGAACUUGCCUCUACUGGAGCCCGGCAUCGUCACUUCUCCGGAAGAAGUCUCCAUCUCACGCUCAGAGGCCAAAAGCUCGCUGCAAUGGGAAGAGAAGCACCUAAAAGUGCGUUUGAACAUGCAGAAAGGAUCGACAGUGAAGUCAUCGUCGACAUGGCAAAAGCCCUCGAGGAAGUUCCGACAUGGCUUACUGUCCCAGAACAUCGAAUGAAGGCGCCAAAUACAGCUGGCGAGCUGGCGCCGGUUUUCAAUAAACGGGGAUCGGCUGCUCUCAGGGAUACUGAUACAGGCAGUCAGACAUUCAUCUUCUCGGAACGACGCAAAUGGAGACAGUGGGAAACUGUUAUAUAUACACCAUCUGGUGAUGAUCAAUUGCUCUUACCCAAUAGAGUAUUCGCUUUCAUCUUACGAAACAGAAAGUGGGGUGAGUGUAAACAUGCUCCCAGAGAUCAUAGGCCGGGGGGUUAUCAUAUUGCUACAUGGCGUGCCUGGUGUGGGAAAGACUUCGACAGCCGAGAACUACCACCGACAUGCAACGGAAUGCUCUGGUAUCCGGUCGAAGUGUUUCUUCGCGUUCUAGAGUACUAUGAGGGUAUUCUGUUUUUGACCACCAAUCGGGUUGGGACAUUUGACGAAGCCUUUAAAUCUCGUAUCCACAUGUCGCUCUAUUAUCCGCCACUCUCAGAGCAUCAAACGGCAAGAAUUUGGAUUAGCCACAUCAGGAAGGUGAAGGCGAACGGUGUACAGAUUGAUGAACAAGAGGUCCGGAAAUUUGCGAGGCAAAUAUGGAUCAUCCAAGGACUUCCAGAGCGAGGGCCUGUUUGGAACGGGCGUCAGAUUCGCAACGCUUUCCAGAGUGCUAUUGCACUUGCAGGCUACCACACCCAGACGGGGCAGCAAAUUCAUCUGACAGUGGAGAACUUCCGUCGCGUCGGAGAGGUUUCGGAUCAGUUCAGUCGGUAUAUCUACAAGACGAAGCUUAGUCAGACGGAUGCAGACCUCAACCGCUCUUUUGGAAUUCGUCGUGACGAGUUUGGGCGUGACCCGGGCACACGGCCAGCGGCUCCCUGGGUAGACAGUCAAGUUGUUGAUCCGUUCUUACCAGCCAACUCUGCUCCCCAGCCGCAGAGACCGAAUGUGCAGUUUGGAGGAUCGACGCAAGCGGCAGGAAUUCAGGCCGUCGCGCAAGACCCUUUUCAUCAAUCGGCGUACUCGGCCUCUCCUUGGCAAACAACAACGCAGCCCCAUCAGCAACAGCAUCAGCAACAGUCGCAUCAAGGAUUCCUACAACAGCAGCCUUCGUCUGCGCAGAUACAGGUCCCAAGCCAGCAGAUGUUCCCUCCGCAGCAAGGGGUUCAGCCUCAAAUACAUCAACAGUCACAGCCGACGUAUCCUCAAACUGGCCUUGUGGCGGGUUCCGUCCCCAACAACUAUGAACAGCAAACGCCUCGGUCAUUGCCUCACCUGGCGGAGUAUGGCACCACCCAUCAACCAGCCUCUCAUACACAGAUGCCCGGCAACCCCAAUUUCGAGGGCCCCACAGGUUCAUCGCCAUGGGAAAUGUCUUAA
Molecule: messenger RNA, 3060 nt
Organism: Colletotrichum abscissum
Lineage: Eukaryota; Fungi; Ascomycota; Sordariomycetes; Glomerellales; Glomerellaceae
Exons: 5
Coding region: 1-3060 (1019 amino acids)
Source: RefSeq, a predicted model, not a curated record